AAAGGUUUGUGUUUACAGCGCAGCUCCACGUUAGCAUCGUCGACUUGUUGAGCAGCGAACAGGAACUGACGCGUGUCGUCUCAAUAUAAAUGAACAGCUGGAUGUUUUUGUAGAGAACCAUUCGGUUGGUUUUGUAGCACAGCACGGACAGCAUGCCUGUUCGGAGGCGGAAUGGCGUAGCACAGACCAGCUGGCUAACGGAGCCGAGGUUAGCCAGCCAGGCUAACUAACCGCAGCAGCAGCUAACAGCAGCCGUGCUACAUCCAGUCCAGGCAGACAGGUCCAGGAGUCAGGCCAUGGGGGCGGAGAGCAGCGCCGUGCGGGGCUGCAUCCUGGAGGAGCCGCUGCUCACCCUGCCCUCCGGACUCACCAUGUACUCUGCUCUCCUCCAGGAUGGGAAGUCCGCGUCUGUGUUUGUCCACAAACGUGGCAAUGAAGACAAAGUCAACAAGGCUGCCAAGCACCUGAAGACCUUGAGGCACCCAUGUCUGCUGCGCUUCCUGUCCUGCUCCGUGCAGGAUGGUGGCAUCCACCUGGUGACAGAGCGUGUGCAGCCCCUGGAGCUGCUGCUGGACAGCCUCUCUCCAGAGGAGGUCUGCGCAGGCAUCUACGACCUCCUGCAGGCACUGGUGUUCCUGCACGAGAGGGGCAAAUCGAGCCAUAACAACGUGUGCAUUUCAUCUGUAUACGUCAGUGAAGAUGGUCACUGGAAACUGGGAGGGAUGGAGACCGUCUGCAAGUUUUCUGAAGCAACCCCAGAGUUUCUCACAAGCAUCCAGAACGUGAGAGAGGCCAGCUUUGUUCCUCCAGAAGAGCAGCAGGUUGAGGGCUUUAAAAUGCUCCUGGAUAAACAUGCUCACUCUCGAGACUGUUACUCUUUUGGAAUGAUGGUGGAGGCACUCAUCCCUCUGUUGAACGGCUAUGUGUCCCAGGAGCUGUCAGACAGUCUGGGGCAGACCCUGCAGGCAGGCCCGCUGAACUCUGACCCCUUGUCCCGACCUCCACUCAGCUCCCUGCUGACUCAUGACUUUUUCAGGAACGACUUUCUGGAUGUGAUGAAUUUCCUCAAGAGUCUGACCCUGAAGACUGAAGAAGAAAAGAAUGAAUUCUUUAAGUUUCUCUUGGACCAUGUCCAGAGUCUCCCUGAGGAGCUGACAGCUGCACGUUUUGUCCCCAUACUCCUCAACCCUCUGGUUUUUGCAGAACCAAUGGCUGUGAAAAGUUUCCUGCCUCAUCUUCUAAGGCCAAAGACGGAUUCCACUACUGGCGGUAGCGGUGAAGAAUGCCUGCUGUCUGUGACUCUUUACCGUAAACACGUGAUCCCUCAGCUUCUCAAGCUCUACAAGGUCAAAGAGGAACACGUACGGAUCGUGCUGCUGGGUCACAUCCACAUGUACGCCGAGUUCUUCUCACACGAAGAGCUCAAGAACCAGAUCCUGCCUCAGGUUUUGUUGGGCAUGAGAGACACCAACGACUCUCUGGUUGCCAUGACGCUGCAGAGUCUGGCGGUGCUGGUGCCUUUGCUGGGAGCUCAAGUGGUGGUGGGAGGAGAGCGAACCAAGAUCUUUAAACGCACCACACCCAACUUCACCAAGUCCACAGAGGUCACUCCUGAAACCUCUCCUGUCCAUGUUGUCAAAGGUUCCCACCCUCAGCUGGCCCAGCCCUCCAAAGUCUUGAAUUUAUUCUCCAGACCGUCAGGGACUGAAGGCCUGGUGCUGGAGAACAUGGGGAGUUUAGCUGAUAGGAAAGAGCCACCAAGAAGUUUCCCCCUGGUGCCAAAAGCAGACGUGAGUAGACACAUGUCUCUACCUUUGAAUGGCCUUCAUCAGGACAGUGUGAUAAAGCCAUUGUCAUACAGCCCAGAGCAACCGGACAGACCCAAAGGCCCAGUGGAAGACUGGCCUGACUGGAGCGACAGUGAAGAGAGCAAGAGAACUGGCCAGUCAGUCCAGAUCCACAUUCAGGCCUCAGAGAGAGCAGAUCCAGUCCAGCUAGCCUCGCAACCCAACACCGGGAAGGAGCCAUGGGAUGACUUUGAGGAAACUGAACCUACCUCUGAUCUCUCCCCUACGGCUCCUUCAGCAGGCCCAGUUAUACUCACACCACCCAGAGGGGGCACAGCCGCUUCACCUGUCAAUUAUGCUCCAGGAGCAUCGGGUCUGGGAUCCUUCAAACCUCUCAAACUGACCUCAGCACUGCGACAAUCAACCCAGAGCAAGAUCGCUUCCUCGUGGGACGAUGGCUGGGCUCAAGAGGAGAUGGACUCAGUCCUAAACCCCAAACGUACAGAGGCACUAAAGAAACAUGGGACGAAAGGUUUGGGGGAUGAGUUCACAAUUAAGGUCAAGAAAAAGGUCACACAGGACCCAGAGCUGGAUUUGUUUGCCGAUAUGGUGCCAGACAUUAAGCUGUCUUCUCCAACUGUGGUUUCACUGGAAGAAAGCAGUGUGGGCGACGCUGGACUGUCGGCGUCCUCACAAAACUCGAAAUCGUUGCAGGUUGACUCGCUGAUCGACACCAUCACGCUCACUGCCAAGUUUGCAGCUACCAACCAGACAGAGAUGGAAACAGAUGGCUGGGACGAUGAAGACGACGUGAAGUGGGAGGACGAGAACGCCUGGUGAUGACAACAGCUCCAUCAAUUAUUAUUUUUUAUCUAAAGCAAAAGACUUGAUAACUGGAAAAAACCUUGAUCUCUAGAAGCGACCAACUCCCAGUCAACUGCUCCAGUUCACAUUUAUCAUAAUGCAGUAAUAAAAUGACUGGGAUGGAGUGAGCCAUCUUUUAUCCUGUUUUAUUGGUUAUUACUUUCAUUCUCAGUUUGUUCAUUAAGCAAAUUUUCUUCUGAACUGGAAGUUUCAUAUACUGAUCAGAUGUUAGACUUGGAUAAAUGAAGCCACUUUAAAUUUUGCCAACUGAUGUUACCUGGAAAUGAAUGAUGAUCUUAAUAAGAGUUGAAUAUUAUCCUGUUUAAUUCAUCUUUAAAUUUUGUUUGUUUAAACGUGCCAAUUUCAUUAUUGGCAUUGAGAUCUAGAAAUGCUUUUGGCAAGUUGUCAAGUGUGAUGGGUUUGAUUCACAGGAGGUUUGCACUUUGAAUGAAUGUGGAAUGGGAAUGAUAUAAUUUAUUAGUUUUGGGGUUUAUGGUGAAAUAAAGACUUUACUCAAUCAA
Platichthys flesus (European flounder) is the source of this 3172-nucleotide messenger RNA. RefSeq names its product SCY1-like, kinase-like 3 (gene scyl3). The record is from RefSeq and is a predicted model, not a curated record. NCBI's taxonomy places the organism in Eukaryota, Metazoa, Chordata, Actinopteri, Pleuronectiformes, Pleuronectidae. Bases 297 to 2627 code for a protein of 776 amino acids. Gene Ontology annotation, molecular function: protein kinase activity; ATP binding. Gene Ontology annotation, biological process: protein phosphorylation. The transcript has 14 exons.